This is a messenger RNA of Syngnathus typhle (broad-nosed pipefish), 1194 nucleotides long. Its product is annotated as jun dimerization protein 2-like. The record is from RefSeq and is a predicted model, not a curated record. Gene Ontology annotation, cellular component: nucleus. The coding region runs from base 1 to 492 and encodes 163 amino acids. The transcript has 3 exons. Gene Ontology annotation, molecular function: DNA-binding transcription factor activity, RNA polymerase II-specific; RNA polymerase II cis-regulatory region sequence-specific DNA binding. Lineage: Eukaryota; Metazoa; Chordata; Actinopteri; Syngnathiformes; Syngnathidae. Gene Ontology annotation, biological process: regulation of transcription by RNA polymerase II.
AUGAUGCCGGGACAGAUUCCGGACCCUUCGCUGGCGGCGGGCUCCCUGCCCUGCCUGGGCCCGCUGGCGGGCAUCUCAGCCACCACGCUCACCGACCAGCUGAAACUGGCCGACUUCCACCAGCUGGGCGCCAUGUUCUCGCCGCUGCACUUCCUGGGCAGGCUGGGAAAGAGGACGCUGAGCAUCAAGACAGAGAUGGAUGAAGACGAAGAGCGGAGGAAACGACGGCGAGAGAAAAACAAAGUAGCGGCGGCGCGAUGCCGGAACAAGAAGAAGGAACGAACGGACUUCCUUCAAAGGGAAUCGGAACGUCUGGAGAUGGUCAACUCGGAUCUGAAGGCUCAGAUCGAGGAGCUCCGGCUCGAGCGGCAGCAGCUGAUGGUGAUGCUCAACCUGCACCGGCCCACCUGCAUCGUGCGCACCGACAGCGUCAAAACCCCCGAAAGGGAGGCCGACCCCCUGCUGGAGCAACUGUCCACCGACGCCAAGUGAAGGGGGGAGGGCGGGGACGCAGAGGGAACCCCCCCCCCCGGGCGUAUGUCACACGUGCCAAUAUCACAUUUCCAAGUAAGCACUUGAGCUCCAAGCUGGCCACAUUUAGGGACUGGACACACAGACGUGCAGUUGUGUGCAAACAGGAGGCGGCUGUGUCCGCGGCAGACCGGAAAGAGCUCCGGAUUGGUUGCCGUGCCGGUGACACCCGCCGUGCCUCGUCACCGACGUGCCGGCUCCGCAUAUGAAAGGAAACGGCAGCCGGGAAAAAAGAAAAAAAAAGGGACCAAUGGACACUGGUGGGGAAAAAGCCUCAAAGAACGCUCAGUGCUCUGGCGGAGCGCCGUGGCCACUUUUGCUUGACUUCUGGCGUACCAUACUCGGUGCAAGUGCACCACCAUUUAUUUUGUAUACAUCCUUUGGAUUUUAUAAUAUUUUGCAUUAGCUGCCCGCAAACGACGGCGGCAGUUACCGGUUGAGCCGACGCGUGAUGACGCUGGCGUCAUGGAAUAGCACAUAAGGAAAAAAUAGAAAAAAAUGUUUACACUCAUUUAUUGUACUUGUUUUCUACGCCCCGAAAUCCCCGGCGAUCACUUGAUGUGAUUCUUCAACCUACAGCGUUUUGUUGAUGAGCAGUAUUUCAAUGUCUGGACAUGUACGACUCUGUUACCCCGUGUAGAUUAAAAUCUAUUUUUGAAUUCA